Ogataea haglerorum is the source of this 615-nucleotide messenger RNA. RefSeq lists its product as uncharacterized. The record is from RefSeq and is a predicted model, not a curated record. Gene Ontology annotation, molecular function: lipoyl(octanoyl) transferase activity. Gene Ontology annotation, cellular component: mitochondrion. Lineage: Eukaryota; Fungi; Ascomycota; Pichiomycetes; Pichiales; Pichiaceae. Gene Ontology annotation, biological process: protein lipoylation. The transcript is spliced from 2 exons. The coding region runs from base 1 to 615 and encodes 204 amino acids.
AUGUCCUGCUCGAGGUACUCACCGCGAAGCUUCAACUCCGUCCUCCGACAUGCGCACUACGACAAGAUAUUGCCCUAUGAGCAAGGCAGCCGAAUUCAGGAGCAACUAGUCUCGGAAAUGCUUGAGAAUAAAAAGAACAAGAUACCAAAUGAAAAACCUACGGUCCUGUCUUUCCAAUUCCAGCACACGUACACAGGAGGCAAACGUGAACGGAUCAAUACAACUGCCGAGCGCCGACAAUUUAUAGAGGCCAUAAAAAAUGCUAAAUUCGUACAGACAUCCAGGGGAGGCCAGAUUACAUACCAUGGUCCGGGACAACUGGUAAUAUAUCCUAUACUAGACUUGAGCGAGUUCAAGGGUCUUAAAUCAAAAUGCUAUGUAUCCUUACUCGAACAAUGCGCAAUAGAAACUUUGAGAGAACUUUGGGUGGGCCUUAAUGCGGUGACAACCGAGAACACGGGAGUCUGGGUUGAUAAUAACGGGUUGCGGAAAAUCGCCUCCAUAGGAGUCAAUUUGCGACGAUCGAUAACAUCUCAUGGAAUAUCAAUCAAUGCAUUUCCAGAUAUGACAUAUGUAAACGAUCCGAGAAUAAAACACUGGCUCAUUCAUUUGUGA